This is a messenger RNA of Trypanosoma theileri, 8388 nucleotides long. RefSeq lists its product as uncharacterized. Gene Ontology annotation, biological process: cellular response to mechanical stimulus; regulation of membrane potential; detection of mechanical stimulus. The record is from RefSeq and is a predicted model, not a curated record. NCBI's taxonomy places the organism in Eukaryota, Euglenozoa, Kinetoplastea, Trypanosomatida, Trypanosomatidae. Gene Ontology annotation, cellular component: membrane. The transcript has a single exon. Gene Ontology annotation, molecular function: monoatomic cation channel activity; mechanosensitive monoatomic ion channel activity. The coding region runs from base 1 to 8388 and encodes 2795 amino acids.
AUGGGGUGUAAUAAUGAAGUUAAUGGGUCUUAUCGUCAUCGGUGGGUUUCUUUGGUGUGUGGUGUGCUUGCAUUGUUAUUCCCUCAUUUACUCUUCACGGCGGCUCUUCUUGGACAGAACAUCAUGGCUGCAUGUCUACUUGUAGUCCACCUCGCCUCUUCAACACGGUAUGAAAACAAUAAGCGAAUACAUCAACAAGAACAAGAACAACAACAACAACGUGAGAGUAUUAUUGAGGAUAUUUCUCCCAUGUAUGAAUCGGAGAUGAGUAGAGUGGAUUUACAUUUGUGGGUUUGGUUACCGCGAAAGCCGUUGCUGUAUUUGACUAUUAUUUGCUCUAGUUUACAAUUAUUAAUGGCUGCAGCUCUUGGAUGGAUGAUGGAUAAACCAAAUAUGAUGAAUAUAUGGAUAAAGUCCGUUCUUCAAAGUUUUGGUGUUUGGGGAAAAUCAAAUGUGUUUUCUCUCGUGAUGAAUAUAACAACUUCUGUUCUUUUAAUAGUAGUAAGUGUACUAUUAUCUGUUAUUGUUCGACGAUAUCAUCUUCGUCCAUCAAAUCAUGCAAAUCGUUGUUUUCAACGUUUAUCAUUAUUCUUUCUUGCCGUAUUUACACUCUUCACAUCCCUCGCCUAUCCCUCGUAUGAGUUUUUAUUAUUACUACUCAUACAUUUUCUUUCUAUUAUGCCGUUUCUUAUCACGGGAUUCUCUCGAUUGAGAGUUCGUUUCCUUGAGGUGGUAUGUAAGAGUUGUAGUUUGAUAUCGCUUCUACUACUCACAGCAUGUCUUGUGGUCCAAUCACCAUUAGAGCAACAGGUACUUUUAUUAAUAAUAACGAAAAAUGAUAUUCCAAGUAAUGAAUGGAAUGUGUUAUGGUAUGAAAAGAAUUGGAUUAAUUUUUUUCAUAGUUUUACGGUAUUUCGUAAAGGCAUUCAAUUACUUUUAUUAUUCUACACUAUUGUUGCCUCUCGGUAUGUACAUGGUAGUUGGAGUUGUAUGAGAAGGGGUGAAUGGACAGUACAGGCGGAGUAUAUAAAUAAAGCCGCCCCUUUUUCGCUUUGGCAAUUACUCCCAUUAAAAUCUCCAGCAAAAGUAAAGAAAAUACAAUUAGCGAUUGGACAUUACUUACCACGAGCAGUAAUUAUUCCAUUAUUAUUAACAAGUUUAGCUAUUAUGGAUCUUGUCUCUAUUUUAAUGUUAAUAACAUCCUUUAUUGCCAUUGUUCUCUCACCUGGUAAAUUUGUUGCUGUUAUCCCUGGUUGUUUAGCCGUAAUAGCUGUUGGUAUUUUACUUGAAUAUGUAGCUUCUGUUAAUCAUUCAUUGAGGCAACCUUUUCUUAUGUUCCGUGCCACUACAGAUAUCGCCGUGAUUGGAAUUCUUCUUCUUCAUUGUUUUCUCUGCGCAUUACUUAUCUUGGUAGUGGCUAUGUUUCGUGAGAAUACCAUUCAAAACUAUUAUCGAACUCUUCAAGAGAAGAAAAUACAUAUUCGAAGUGCCUUCCAUCGUCUAAAGCCACAAUUAAAAGAUCUGGAGGUUUUUUUCACAGAUGUGUGUGAUAGUAACAGUGGUCUGGUAGAUCGCAGUCGAUUCCCACAACUGGUAGAACAUAUCGCAUAUACAUUACGUUUUCAGGAAAAAGAUAUAAAUGCAUUAUGGCAUUUCUUAACAGAAGGAGAACCCGUAUUGUUGAUGUUAAAUGCCGAUAAAAGGUUAGAAACUACUACUGAUAAUAAUAAUAAUAAUAAUAAUAAUAAUAAUAAUAAUAAUAAUAAUAAGGAUUAUCUUCACACUUCCGUGCAGUAUUCAAGAAGGAGAAAAAGUAUGAAUGAUGGUGAUGGACAACAUAUACCCAUCGACGCCCCAUAUAGAAAAUCAAAAAAUAAUACCUCUAUGACUAGUGGCAAUAAUAAUAAUAAUAAUAAUAAUAAUAAUAAUAAUAAUAAUAAUAAUAAUACUGAAGAAGAAGAGGAAGAUGUGAAGAAGUGGAAUCGUUUUCGUCAACAUAUACUUGCCAUGCAGUUAACAGAGACUUCAGAGAACACCUCAAAGGGAAGAGAAGUAUAUACAGAAGAGAUAAGUUCCUCCAAUCCAUACCGACAGCGAAAUCGAGCCACCUCCUUUUCUAUUCAUGCUGUUGGAUCUCCUGGUGGUGGAGUUUCUUACUUUGAUUUUCUUGUACUUGUGAGUGAAAUAGAGUGGUUUCGAAUGGAGGAGAAAAAUAUAUUAUAUGUAGUCGCUUCCAUGUUUCUACAAAUAUUUUUUCUUAACCUUUCAACACUUUCAUUAGUUGCCAUGUUUUCUGUUUCAUUAACAAUGCAAAAUCUUGAUCUUCUUAAUGCGAUGUAUCUUUUUUUCUUUAUUGGAUUGGCGUGUUUACCACAGUAUAUACGUUAUUGUUGGUCUUUUAUUGUGGCCUAUACAAUUAUACAUAUUACCAUACUCUUUAUCUCUAUUACGUAUAAUGCGAAUUAUCCAUCUACGGAAGGUUAUCCUUAUUGGACUCAAAUGGUAGGUAUUUAUCCAGAUAAGAAUUCCUUUUCGUUAUUAUUAUAUUUUAUUAUUUUAUUUUUGGCUGUACUUCAAAUGCAUUUAUCUCGUUGUGAAAAAAGUGGAAGAAUUACUAUUCAGGAAACCCUUCAACGUGUGGAGUGGCGUCGAUAUACUUCUUCUCCUUUUUUCCCUCAAUUACGUCAACAACUCUUAACAUGUACGAUAUCAUUAAUAUUAGCUCUUAUGAGUCUUUUAAUUCCACGUAAUGUUUUGAUAGCUGGUUUUGCAUUACUUUUUCUUCUUUAUCUUUCUUUGGGUGCUUAUUCCCAUCGAGCAGAGAGUAUUGUAUUAAUUAUUCUAUCCGCUUAUAAUAUAUUGGUACUUGUAGUAACGGCACUUUAUCAUGUUCCUGUAAUUUCAGAUCGUAUAGUGGAAAGUCUUUCUGAUAUUACAGUUUGUCAGAAUAUCACAACUACACUGUGUGCAUCAGAGAUUGGGCUUAUGAUAAAUAAUCGUUUUGUACCAGCUUCAUUUGAUUUAUUACCAUGGUAUUUACUAGCCGCUCUUUCUGUGGCUCUUUGUAGGCAUAGAUUUAUUAUGCAUACUGGAAAUAGAAUAAAUGGGGAUGUGUAUGAGGAUGAUAGAAGUUUACAUGAACGUGAAAUGGAUUGUAUUCAAGAACCACUACUAUUGAAUAAUAAUAAUAAUAAUAAUAAUAAUAAUAAUAAUAAUGAGAGAGAGGUAAUUUCUAUAAGACAUUCAACGACUACAAUGAAUCGAAUAAAGUUAUUCUUUUCUUGUUAUAAAGAAAUGUAUGGUACCUUUACAGGUAGAUGUGUACCUCUGGUAUUUGAGUUCACACGUUAUUUUUACAUUAUGGUCUCCUUUAUUAUUAAUCUAGGAACGACAAAUGGUAAAUUACUUGUUUGGAUUGCAUUAGGGUUUGCCAGUCUAGAUACCUUUUCUGUAUUAGGUGUUGCUUUUAUGAUACUUUUUAUUCUUAAUUGUUGUGGAGUUUCUGUAAUGGUAAUUGCCGUAGUAAAUAUGGCAUUAAAUUAUGUCUAUCCAUUCUUCUUCAUUCCAGAAGUUCCUUUACCAGAGAGUGCUAAGCGUUUCUUUGGAUUAGAGAAGAGUCAUUCACGAAGGGAAUUGAGUAUUUUACCACCAUUGCUCGCCUUUGCAAUGGCGGCAUUUCAUGAACAGACGAAAAAGAAUAAAAUGUUAAGAGAACGAGAACGAGAAGAACGUCGAUUAAGAAUAAAAGAAGAUCCACGUCAUCGUUUAGAAGUAGAAACACAUUCUGGAAUAGAGAGAAAUAAUAAUACUUCAGAUACCUUUUCUGUUAGGGAACAACUUCAAACCCCAUAUGUUGAAUUUAAAUCACAUAAACAGAAAAAUUCUACUUUUCAUGAAGAAGUAAAGAGAUCAUCUCAUCAUGUAAGUUUUAAUUUAUUACGGCAAAAACUAUCCGUCUUUUUAAAUUAUAUAUUUGGAAAGUUUUUACGUGAUGUGGCAUUUGAAAUAGCUAUAUUGAUUGUAUUACUUGGUAUUUCUUUUGCAGUUGAUCAUAUAACGGGUUUCAUAUUUGCUGCUGAGUUUUUAUUAAUGUGGUUAAUUGGACGAGUGCGGACCAUAACGGAAGUACAUUUUGUAAUGAUGGAGGAAGUUUUCACGGUUAUUUCUCUUUCUGUAUUAUAUUUUAUUCGCCUUGGAAUACCAGAUGGUGUUUUUCCCGCUUUUUCUAUUCUACAUCCAGAGGAAUGUGGUUCAUGGGAUAUUUACUUUGGAUGUAAACUUCCUGUACAUCAUUUUAUUCUCUUAUUUGCGCUUUUAGUAAUUCAACGUCGUAUACGAUUUGCCGUUGGAGAUGUACGGCAUUCCAUUAUAUGUAUUGAUGGUUCUUUAGGACUUGGGGAAUUACUUCGUAAGAAAGCCAAAGAACUUCAAGAUUGUAGAGAACAUCGACGUUUAGAUAUUGAAAAUAUUCUUCCUACUUCCUCUUGUAACACUAUACAGAAGCCCCGUAUGAUAUCUAAUAUCGUUAUUGCUAUCUUUGCAUUUCUCCCUGCGGCGAUGUGUGCAUUUGUGCAGGGAGUUCUUCUUUCUUCUCUGUUGGGAGUAGUGAUGAUUGUCUUUUCACUGUGUUUAUUAGCCUUCCGUCGGGAUCUUGCCUGGCGUUGGCCUACUGUUUGGCCCAUCUUUACACUUCUUCUCUUUCUUCCACUUAUCCCGCAGUUGGUGGUCCGUCUUCCGCCUUUUUUCCCUUCUUCUUCUUCUUCCUCUUUUUCUUUUUCUUUCUUUUUGUAUUUCUAUACUUUAUAUGGAAAACAACAAGAAGAAGGAAAAGAAGGAGGAGGAGGAGGAGUGCUGCCAACACUCGGAGUGGAUCCGUGGCCCGCUUCCUAUCGUCUGGGGCAAUUGCUGGUAGUGCUGCUCGCCGUUGUGCAGGAGCGAUUAUUUAAUGAGUUCUCCUUCGCAUCGUAUCUCAUCAAACUCCACAAGGGAACCCUCACCGCACGGCAGCGGUACAAAGACAUGAUUGAACACAUCCGCAGACAACAUGAGGCUCUGCAGCGAAAAGUAGCGCAGGACGAAGAGGCACUGCGAAGAAAACUCGAUCAACUCUGUGCAGAGCGGCAUAUGAAGAUCCAGAGUGAAUAUAUGGAGUGCUCCUUCAUGGGCACAUCUGCAGCGGUGGGCGUAGGGAAACAAGACGAUAAAGAAGAAGAGACAUUAGAAGGAGAAGAGAAGGAGAAAAGAGAGGCGUUGGAGUUACAGAGAGAAGGAUUACUCUUCUCUGUAGCCACAAGUAUAAAGAGUCCAGGGGGUAAUUCUAUAAAGUCUGAAACGCAUAAUAAUACUAUUCAGAUUCACACCAAAGAAGAAGAAGAAGAAGUAAAAGAACAAGAACAAGAAGAACAGCAAGAAGAAGAAUUAAAAAAACAGUCAUGUGUGGAAUCCGAUGGGAUGUUUCCUGAAAAAGGAGUUUCUGAGAAAACAGGAUUCUACGCUAGUAUGUCAAGUGCUAUUCAUGAAUGGUCUGAAAGUCUUGUACAGUAUUUUGCCCAACGAACAUACCGUGGAAGAGCCCCUAAUAAAAUACAUUCCCAAUCCUAUCGUUUACUUGUAGUGUUUACACAAUAUCUAGUAACAAGAACUGCCUAUGUCUGUUUUAUUUGUUUUAUGUUAAACUAUGCAAUGAGUGGAACAUUAUUAGAUUUAUUACUUUCUCUUUCGGCUGCAUUAUAUGGAAUGCUUAUACUUCCCUGGGCAGGUAAACUUUAUUGGAGAAAUGUUCUUAUCUAUAAUGUUAUCUCUAUUCUUUGCAAGUGUGUAAUGCAGGUGAUUGUAAAACAAUUUGUAUUAAAUCCUCAGAUUCUAUAUUAUCUUUCUAUUACUGUUCUGGAUAUUGGUUUAGACCGAAGUGUACCUUCUUCUUCUGCGAUGAUGAAAGAUAUUAUUAUGGAUUUUGUUGUUUUUGUUAGUAUUAUUAUUCAUCGACAAUUUUCCUUUGAUCAAGGUAUAUUUGAUGAUGAUUAUGAAGAUGUAACCCCAACACCAUUAAAUUCUCCAGAUUCAAGUGAAUUAUUAUUUUCACGUCAUGAUAAUGGUAGUAUUUAUUCUUUAUAUAAUCCACAUAAAAAAAUAAGUGAAUAUGAUUCUGGUAGUGAAGUUCGUUACCAUAAAACUGGACUUUCAUCAUCUAACACAACAUACACUGCGGAAUUUAAAGGAGAACGUAUUGGUAAUGGUAAUAAAAAUACUAUAUCUAAUGGUAAUAAUAAUAAUAAUAAUAAUAAUAAUGACAAUGAUAAUAAUGAUUAUAGUAGUUGUAGUGAUAAUGAAGAGAAUGAUGAAAAUGGUGAAAGUUACAGUCGAUUGGGUCAAACAGGUAAACAAAGAUCUUCUUAUAGAAUAAAAUGUUCUAUUAUACAAAAGUAUUGGCGUAAUAUUUGUGAACGUGAUGGAGCUGGAUCUGAUUAUUAUACCGUACAAUUCUGGGCAGAUGGUCUCUCAUUAAUUGUGUUUGUGGCUGUUUACUUUGUAUUAGCGGGUGAUUCUCGUGGAAAUAUUGUUUACAGUGUUCAACAAGAUCUUCUUCCAGGACCAUUGGUAGUAUUACUUUUCUCAGCUGUUAUUUUAAUAGCCGCUGAACGAAUUGUAUAUGUACUUCAUUCUGUACAUCUUAAGUUUACACUUCAUGUGAUAACGACUUUAUUAUAUCAUCUUGUCUUUAUGUUUUGGCGUCUUGUACUUGCUCAACGUACGACUACACCAGCUGUUAUUUUAUUAAUUGUAAAAUUUUUCUCCAUGAUGAUGAGUGGAUUGCAAUUACGUAAAGGAUAUCCACUUUAUCGAAAGCAUGAUCCUUUUACCACCAAUACAGAUGUCUUUCAUUGGUUUGGACAUACCAUAUAUCGUGCCAUACCUUUUCUCUUUGAGCUUAGACUUUUAUUGGAUUGGUCUGUUUCCCCAACAGCAUUGAAAGUUCAACAUUGGAUGUUAUUAGAAGAUGUUCAUCAUACUAUUUAUUUACGUUAUGUAGAUAUGAGUGAUAUAGCCUGGACGAGUCCAAGAAAAGGUCGUCAAUUUCCAUUCUUUGUAAGAGCUUAUCAAGGUGUGGUGGGAUUUACGGCUUGUCUGUUGGUGCUUUUCUUUCCAUUGAUGCUUUAUUCCACAUUUAAUCCAAACGUGGGAGCCAAUCACGUUACCACGUGGCACACACAAAUGACAUUUGGAAGUAUUUCACAUUUCUACACAGCAGACGGCAGCGACACCGCCGUUCCACCGGAACUUCUUCCAAAUUUAUUAGAAGCCAUUCCGCUGUUAAAACAAGAGGGAUUCGCAUCAGAGGGUUCACUGCAAUUACUAAUGUUCCCUCGCUGCAGUGCGGAGGUGUGGACUGCCACACCAGAGACACGAUUACUUUUAUUGGGUCAAUUAAAUGCGGCUGUGCGGAAUGAAUCGAAGUUUAUUAUUCACAAAUUAGAUGAGGUUCAACGGGCAGAGGCUUCCGUUGGGGCGGCCAAACGUGUACGUGUGAGUGAAGAGUAUAUACUUCCAUGGAGUACAACGGUGAAGUUACGGGAUGUUCUUGCCAAUGCUCAUUAUAUGAAAAGAAGAGGAGGAAGAGGAAAUGAUAAAAAAGAGAUUCAAACGGUAUUGAAUUCAUCAUCUUUGGUUUAUCAAAGUAGUGAAUGGAUUCCCUUACCAGGUUUUUAUUCUCCAUUAGUGAAAAAUAUUCCCAGUGAUGUUGUCGUGCCGAAUUAUGUAAAAGUGGAGUGUUUCAUUCAGUUAAAUAGUGUAGGGGAUGAUAACGUCUCAGAUGCUUUUACGGUAUUGUAUUGGUGUUUUCGUUGUGAAUCCUUUGUGAAUCUCUCAAGUUCUACAAAUAAUAAUAAUAAUAAUAAUAAUAAUAAUAAUAAUAAUAAUAAUAAAGAAGAAGAAGGAUAUCAACAGACCAGUGAAAAUAAAGUAAAUGCAGAUUCCGAUAAUAUUACUGAUAUGUACGAGAUUGUAGCAUCAUCAGAUGUAACUUUCCAAUCUUCCUUUUCAUUUCUCCCCAAUACAGGUAUUAUUGCUCUUUAUACUACAUUUAUUUUAGCCUUGGGAACUUUUUUGCGUAAUGCUGUUACUGGUCAUGCGCACCGUGUGGUUCUCAUGCAGGUAUCUAAUCCUGAUCCCAUUGCGGAGUUAUUGCGGUAUAUUUACAUGGCCCGUUCCUCUGCUAGUAAUGGGUUUAUGGGAAGUCUUUUAUUAGAACAACAGUUAUUUUUUGAACUUGUGGAUUUACUUCGAUCACCUGAACGUGUGUUGAUAUUGAGUGGUCGUCGUGUGGAUGACUAUGACUCUAAUGGAAGGUUUCAACCUUAUUUAAAAGAAUUGAGUGAACAUCCUUUUUAA